AGUAAAGUAAACUUUCCUAGUAUUUACUUGAAUCCGUAUGAUUAAAAGUUUACUUUACUAAUUUCAUUUUAACGUAUGUUCGAAUUCGAACAUAGUUCUUACUUUUUCAAACAUCUGUCAACUGAUUGUUUUUGUUUGGUUUCAAAACGUCACUUUUCUCGCCCGUGUUGUGAUCCUUUCAUUGAAAAAAAAUCUAUAACAAUUAUUUUUGGCCACGAAAACAUCGAGGUACUCGAAGAGAUUGUUCUGGUAGAUGAUGUUAAGUUGAGUUUUUUAAUUGUUGCUUAAAAAUACUAGUUUCCAAUCAUAAAUUUACAGUCGAAGGAUCUGCCGAAAAAUCAAUCAGCAGCGGUAGCGGAAGAAAGAGGAAGAAUCAAUCUAAUCAGGAACAAAUGUAUGCUGUGUUUGUGGAUGUACUGGAGGAAGUAGGAAAAAUUUUACUUUCCAAAUCGCAAACACCACCUGUGCGGGAGAAGAAAAAAAUAGCGUUGGCGGCGAUGCGACAGCAGUUGUUCAUCCGAUGUGGAUUGGAGUUCUCUGGCGACCAAAUAUUGAAGAAAAUCAAUAACAUGAAGACCGCUGUUAAAGAAAAAAUGGAUACCAAAAAAACAGGGAACGUUAAAAUUGUGCUCAACCAACCGCAAGAAAAGUUUUAUGGACUGCUGGGGGGUGUUGGCAAUCCCAGCAUCAUCAGCGUUCCGUAUGGUCUGGCAGUAGGAAGCAAAAAUAUUGCAAUGGGGAAGGAUCCACCGAAGGAGGAGCAUGAUUCUUCUGAUGAUUAUGAUUAUAACAGCUUGCAGAACGAGUUUCUGGCGCCGAGUCAAGCGUGUCAAACACUAAAAACAAAUCAAAAAUCGACACGUGGCAGAACACAACAAACAGUGUGUGAGGAGCAACUUAUGUUCCUGAAAAAGCAACAAGAUUAUACGGAUGUAUUGUAAGCCAACCAAGAAGAGCGACACCAAAAAGAAAUGGAGCUGUUGGUUCUGAAAAAGGAAAUUGCUGUCCUGAAAAUCAAAAAACUCAAAGAGAACAUGAUCAUCUGAAAGUGUAUAUAUUUUUUAAAUUAAAGUUAAAUUAAUAAAGU
Toxorhynchites rutilus septentrionalis is the source of this 1087-nucleotide messenger RNA. RefSeq lists its product as uncharacterized. The transcript has 3 exons. The coding region runs from base 393 to 941 and encodes 182 amino acids. The record is from RefSeq and is a predicted model, not a curated record. NCBI's taxonomy places the organism in Eukaryota, Metazoa, Arthropoda, Insecta, Diptera, Culicidae.